AAUGAAACUGGAAUAUAAUUUUUACGUUGAUAUUAUUAAUAUUCCCAGCCUCCGUCUAUAUGACUUAAAUACACAUUUAGAGAAAAAAUGGGACAUAAGUGAACCUAAAUAUUUUAAAGGGGAUAAGCUGUUUAUAAACACAUUCGCCGAUCAUAUCAAUGAAGCUCAAAAGUAUAAUGACGAAUUCUUGAGAAACUGGAAGAAUGAAAACAGAUCAACAUUAAGAGUUAUAGAGAAAGUAUCAGAAGUAUACUCCAGAAUUUUAGACAGCAAUCAACUGCAAUAUUUUAUUGAAAAUAUUGAUAAUAUACGGUCGAAAUUCCCGAAUAAAAUGUUUGAGAUGUGCUAUUCAGUAUUAGAGGAAGAUUUUAGCACUUUAGCGGAGUUGUGUGACAAGAACCCUAGGAUUCCGUUUGGGGUUCGGCUAAUGCCUCUAUGUAAUGUUGAACACUUGUUCUCAUCGCAGAUGAUUGAAGGAGAUAGGGAAUUAUUAACCUUCAUAAAGUUUAAAUAUGGAGCAUAA
Dimorphilus gyrociliatus is the source of this 523-nucleotide messenger RNA. Lineage: Eukaryota; Metazoa; Annelida; Polychaeta; Dinophilidae. The record is from the annotation of a GenBank genome assembly.